CUUGCCUCGAAGGAGCGGUUUCAGGGAGCAUCCUGAUUCAACUUGCCCUUUGCGAGCAGCUCCGCUCUUACCAGCGCUCCUUCCCCCUUGCUUCCCCGAUGGCCGCGGUUGCUGAAUCAUGUCCUCAGCCCGAGGAUCCCAUCGUGGUCAAGAAGCAGCAGUCGCCCGAUAUGACGAUUCGCAGCGAAUCCACCGCUGAGACGUCCGUUGACGCUGCGUCAGCCAAUCACAGCACGGAGGACUUCAACCCCUUCAUGAAUGCGGCCAUCUCGAGCGCUCUGGCGGGGGUGCAUCAGGAGCACGGGGGACCGUUCGGCGCCUGCAUCGUCAAGAACGGGGUCAUCGUAGCCUGCAGUCACAACAUGGUGCCCACCAACCUCGACCCGACCUGCCACGCAGAGAUGAACUGCAUCAGACAGGCCUGCAAGGUGACUGACACGACACGCUCACACAGAAAGGAAGAGUCGGAGUGAGAAAAGAGAGAGUGAGUAAGAGAAAGUCAUCGGGGGCUGGAUGUUUCUGUCUGUCUGUUUGUCUGUUUCUUGUGUGGGUAUCCAUCCAGGCGUUGAGCACUCACGAUUUGUCGUGUUGCGAGUUGUACACGACGUGUGAGCCGUGCCCCAUGUGCUGGGGGGCGGCCAAUUGGGCGCGUUUGAGGAAGAUCCAUAUCGGGUGCACCCGCCAGACCGCGGCCAAGUACGGCUUCGACGACGAGUUCUUCUACCAGGAGCUGGACCUGCCCCACGACAAGCGGGCCAUCAAACACAUGAAGGGCAUCAUGUCCGACCAGGUAGGUGCACAGACAGCAACAUACUCCUGGAGCGAGGGAUGUGGGACUCACCCUCUCUCCCUCUCUCCCUCUCUCCCUCUGUCUGUUGAUUGCUGGAUGGAUCCAUAUAUCUCUCAGGUUCGUAAGGUGUUUGAGGAGUCGCACACGUACAAGAAGCGUCUGCGAUCUGGCGGCGGCAUCUUGGCCAAGAUCUACCAGCAGAUGUUCCUCGACGACGACAGCAUCACGCCGAGUGACGACGGCAAGGGCCAGGGGAUGACCUGCACCGACGAGUGGAUGCAGGCGGCCAUCGAGGUGGCCCUCGAGGGGCAGCGCAAGGGCGAGAGCAAGGAGCGGGAGCCAUUCGGGGCGAUCGUCGUCAAGGACGGGGUCAUCGUGGGCCGCGGCUACAACACCGUCCUGCGGGAUGACGACCCCACCGCCACAGCGGAGGUCAACGCCAUACGCGCCGCAUGCAAAGUCGAAAACUCAUACAAACUCGUGGUAAGUCACUCACUCAGUCAGUGGACUGACUCGGUGUGGUGGGGUAGAGAGACAGAAGAAAGAAAGGGCAAGAGACUCAAACCACACGACUGACUGCAUGAAUGGAAUGCGCGUGUUUGUUGUCUGUCGCAUGGCAUGUAGGACCACGAGCUGUACACGACGACGGAGCCCGACCCGAUGUCUUUGGGAGCCAUCUACUGGGCGCGGCUCAACGCCAUCCACAUUGGCGUGUCGCAGAAGCUGGCUGCGGCCUUCGGCCACCCCGACGGGCUGCUGCACUACAAGGAGCUCGAGACGGAUUUCAAGGAGCGGGCCAUCGAGAGUGAGUGGAACGUCAUGGCCGAUGGAUGCGAGAACGUCUUCAAGUCAUGGAAGAAACUCCAGGGCAUCCUCUACUGACCAUGACGUGACGCAUGGGAAGGGAGGGAGGGAGGGCUGCAUGGGGGACUGACUGGUGGGCCUGUCUGUCUGUCUGUCUGUCUGUCUGGGUGACAAACAAACAUCCCAUCUGACCAGUUUUUAAGGGCAGUCGAUGCUCACCGCGGCGGUUGGAUUCAAUCGCUCUGCUCUGCGUCGUGGACUGAUGGAUGGGCGAAUGCUUGCCUGCCUGCCUGCCAGCCACUCUGUGUGUGUGUGUGUGUGUGUGUGUUGGUUUGUGCGUGUCUGUGUGUAAAGAAAAUGUCCACUUUUGCCUCCCUCAUUUUGCCUCAUUGUGAUCUGUCUGCAUACAAUACUUGUCUUUGUGCUUUCUUUCUUUUCCGAUGCGCACACAUGACGCUGGUCUGUCUGUCUGUCUGUCUAUCUGUCCGUACGCGGACACCGCGUCAGCCAGGCCAGGUCAGGUCGUGUGUGAUGUGAGUGCCUGCCUGCCUGCAUAUCGGCCGGGGCUGGCGGAGAACAGAGCAGCAUUUUGGCAAUCACUGAGUGAGUGAGGAGAGGACCACUAUCUAUCUAUGUGUCUCUUCUUCCCCUAUCUAUCCUCUUCUCUUUCGCUGCUCUCUCUCCCAACCAAACAGCCUGCCAGCCUGCCUGCAUCUCUGUGAAUUUUUCCUCAAGACCGACUUAUGCGAUGGAUGAACCUCUGUGUGGGUAUCUCUGCCGUGUGCUGCUAUAUGCGCAUUCACAAAUUUCGCAAACCCAACGCAUCCUUAGUGGUUGGCUGAGCACCUCAGCGGAGGCAAAGCCAGUGCAAUGCAGCAUGAAUGGUGUGCAAGUG
This is a messenger RNA of Vitrella brassicaformis, 2489 nucleotides long. The record is from the annotation of a GenBank genome assembly. NCBI's taxonomy places the organism in Eukaryota, Vitrellaceae.